ACUAAGAUGGCUAUGGAAAGCAGUCUCCAUGCAACAUAUAAUCAGUUGAUAUUAGAGAACGUAUGGGCGAACUUCAUCGGUGGAGAAGAAGCAACCACAAAAUCAACGUCUAAAUCCUGGGAAGAACUUCCAUGCCUUGAUGGAAUAGAGGUUUCUUCGAUGGGAGCCGAUGCCUGGGAGGGUCUUCUCGAUGGGAUCAUUCCUUCGGGUCAGUUCUGUAACCAUGGAACGAGCAAAGAUAAAAGCACCCGAGGUGUUAAAGAGAAGGCGGCCACGAGAUACUUCCGGGGAGUGAGACGAAGGCCGUGGGGAAAGUACGCGGCGGAGAUAAGGGAUUCGUCGAAGAGAGCUCGGGUGUGGCUCGGAACAUUUGAAACAGCCGAGGAAGCCGCCAUGGCGUACGACAAAGCUGCUUUGAGGAUUCGAGGCCCCAAAGCAUACCUUAACUUCCCACUGGAGAUGGUUCAUGGAGCUAUGGGAAUUGACGACAGAAAAGGCACUGAUCGAUUGGACCAUUGUUCGUCGAGUGCUGCUUAUCAAGGUGUUGGAAAUAAGCCAAAAAGGGAGGGUAGAGUCUGGGAGGAAAACGGUGAGAUCGAAGAGCCUAAACGAAAGAGACCGGCGACUGGUGAAGAGGAUGUGUUUGAGUUUCAGGAUUUGGGGAGUGAUUAUUUGGAGAGUUUAUUGUCUUCUUUUUAA
Molecule: messenger RNA, 699 nt
Organism: Hibiscus syriacus
Lineage: Eukaryota; Viridiplantae; Streptophyta; Magnoliopsida; Malvales; Malvaceae
Product: ethylene-responsive transcription factor ERF091-like
Exons: 1
Coding region: 7-699 (230 amino acids)
Biological process (GO): regulation of DNA-templated transcription; ethylene-activated signaling pathway
Molecular function (GO): DNA-binding transcription factor activity; DNA binding
Source: RefSeq, a predicted model, not a curated record